Enhydra lutris kenyoni (northern sea otter) is the source of this 3087-nucleotide messenger RNA. RefSeq names its product NACHT, LRR and PYD domains-containing protein 3. Gene Ontology annotation, cellular component: cytoplasm. Gene Ontology annotation, molecular function: protein binding. NCBI's taxonomy places the organism in Eukaryota, Metazoa, Chordata, Mammalia, Carnivora, Mustelidae. Gene Ontology annotation, biological process: negative regulation of canonical NF-kappaB signal transduction; negative regulation of inflammatory response; positive regulation of MHC class I biosynthetic process. The record is from RefSeq and is a predicted model, not a curated record.
AUGAACAGUUGAAAGAAAAGAAAAGAUAUGGAACCUGCUUGUACUUGGAGUUUAUUGUCUGAACAGAAAGCUGCUUCAAAUUCUCAGGCUCCAUAUUCAUGGAAGGAUCUCACAGAUUACCAGGAAAUAUUUAGAAAACAUCUAAAAGAAAAAUACCUCAACAUAGGAGUCCAUAUAUGUUACCACCAUGGCAAACAUAUAGAAUCACGAAUGCUUGUUGUAAAAGAACAUGGUAUAUCAGAAGAGACACUGUGUGGGAUUCCUCAACAAGAUAGUUUUAUGGAUAUGGAACAUGUAUUUGAUCCAGAUGAAGAGGGCUACAGCUCCCCUGAACCUGUGGUGCUCCAGGGAUGUGCAGGGACUGGGAAAACAGCUGUUGUGCACAAGUUCAUGUUUGACUGGGCAGCAGGAAUGGUUACUCCAGGCAGGUGUGACUAUCUCAUCUAUAUAAACUGUAGAGAAAUAAACUAUAUCGGUAACCUCAGUGCUGCUGACCUGAUCCUUAACACUUUUCAAGAUAAAGAUGGACCAAUCCUAGAUGCUAUUCUUGUAUAUCUGGAGAAGCUUCUGUUUAUGCUCGAUGGAUUCCCUGAGCUUCAGUACCCUGUAGGUAACCAGGAAGAGGAUCUUAGUGCUAAUCUUCAGGAGAAGAAGACAGUAGAGACCCUCUUAUAUAGUUUUGUGAAGAAAAAGCUGUUCCCUGAAUCUCCCCUGCUGAUAACUGCCCGGUCUACAACCAUGAGGAAGUUCCACACUCUGUUAAAACAGCCCAUCCAGGUAGAGAUUGUAUGGUUUACAGAUGCUGAAAAGAGAGCAUAUUUCUUGAGUCCGCUUUCAGGUGCUUAUGCAGCACUGAGGCUCUUUUAUGAGCUGUGACAAAAUGAAAGCCUUGACAUUAUGUCCUCUCUUCCCAUCAUCUCCUGGAUGAUCUGCAGUGUCCUGCAGUCACAGGGAGAUGGUGACAGGACUCUUAUGAGGUCACUUCAGACCAUGACUGCUGUGUAUCUGUUCUACUUUUCCAAGUGCCUCAGAACCCUUGCAGGCAUCUCAGUAUGGAAGGGACAAAGUUGCCUGUGGGGCCUCUGCUCUUUGGCUACAGAGGGACUGCAGAACCAGCAGGUCCUAUUUGAAGUCAGUGACCUCAGGAGACAUGGGAUAGGAGUACAUGAUAUCAAUUGUACUUUUCUAAAUCACUUUUUGAAAAAAAAUGUAACGGUCAAUGUCUACAUUUUCCUUCACUUCAGUUUCCAAGAGUUCUUGACUGCUGUGUUCUAUGACCUGAAGAAUGACAGCAGCUGGAUGUUUUUUGAUCAAGUGGGGAAAACGUGGCAAGAAAUAUUCCAACAAUAUGGACAUGGGUUUUCAUCACUAACAAUACAGUUCUUAUUUGGCCUCCUACAUAAAGGAAAGGGAAAGGCCAUGGAAACUACUUUUGGAAGAAAAGUCUCUCUAGGACUUCGAGAGGAGUUAUUGAAGUGGACUGAGAAAGAAAUAAAGGAUAAAUCUUCUAGGUUACAGAUUGAUCCAAUGGACUUGUUUCACUGUAUGAGAUUCAGGAAGAAGAAUAUGUAUAAAAGGAUAACUGAUGAUUUACAGUCAAUUAUAUUGCUUCAUACCUAUACAAAAAUGGACAUUCUGGCUAUGUCAUUCUGUGUCAAAAGCAGUCACAGUCACCUGUCAGUGUCUCUGAAGUGUCAGCACCUACUUGGAUUUGAAGAGGAAGAGUGAGCUUCUGCAUUCAUGCCACUAGCCUUGACACUUCAUCAGUCCUUCCAGCUGUGCAGUUUGCCAGUGUCUCGUCUACAAUUGCUCUGCCAAGCACUGUAUAAUCCAUACUGUAAAAUCAAAGACCUGAAACUGAUUUUCUGCCACUUCACAGCUUGUUGUGGUAGGGAUCUCUCUUCAGUAUUUGAAACUAACCAGUAUUUGACAGAUUUGGAGUUUGUAAAAAAAAAAAAUACCCUGGAAGAUUCAGGAACGAAGCUUCUGUGUGAAGGAUUAAAACAGCCAAACUGUAUCUUAUGGACAUUGAGUCAUUCUUCUCUUCUCUGACGGUUGUACCGAUGCCUCUCUCCUGCUUCUUGUGGGGUACUGGCAGCUAUUCUCAGUACCAGUCAGUGGCUCACUGAUCUGGAAUUUAGUGAAACCAAAUUGGAAGCUUCAGCUUUGAAAUUGCUUUGUGAAGGCUUAAAAGAUCCAAAUUACGGAAGCUCAAGUAAGUUCUUGAGCACAUGUUACCUAACAGAUGCUAGCUGUAUGGAGCUCUCUUCUUUCUUGCAUGUGAGUCAGACUUUAAAAGAGCUGUUUGUGUUUGCCAAUGCCCUAGGGGACACAGGAGUAUAGCCUCUCUGUGAAGGUCUGCAGCAUGCAAAGGCUGUUCUCCAGAAUCUUGUACUUUCUGAAUGUUCCCUUUCUGCAGCUAGCUGUGAGUCCCUCACCCAAGUCCUGAGCUCCACCUGGAGCCUGACAAGGCUGCUUCUAAUUAAUAACAAAAUUGAAGAUUUGGGACUGAAAUUGCUCUGCAAAGGAUUAAAACAGCCUGACUGUCAGUUAAAGGAUCUGGUACCGUGGACCUGCCACCUGACUGGAGAGUGUUGUCAGGAUCUGUGCAAUGCGCUCUACACUAAUGAGUACCUAAGAGACCUUGACCUCAGUGAUAAUGCCUUAGGGGAUGAGGGCAUGCAGGUGUGAUGUGAAGGGCUGAAAGUCUCCUCCUGCAAACUGCAGACCUUGUGGUUAGCACACUGUCAUCUCACAGAUAUGUGCUGUGGAGCCCUUGCCUCUGUCAACAGAAAUGAGAACGUAACAUUGCUAGACCUAAGUGGAAACCACCUUAAGGAUUUUGGAAUGCAAAUGCUGUGUGAUGCACUGAUUCAGCCAAUAUGUAAACUACAGACUUUCUACAUUGACACAGAUCAUUUACAUGAAGAAACAUUCAGAAAGAUGGAAGCUUUAAAAAUGAACAAGCCUGGGGCUCCUGGGUGGCCUUUGGAGGACAGGAUUGAAAAUGACAGUCUCCCAAUCUCCGGCCCCAUAGAAGCCAAGAACUUGGGGCCCCACUCCUCAGCGUACCCUCAGAGAAAGUAG